Drosophila grimshawi is the source of this 741-nucleotide messenger RNA. RefSeq names its product uridine diphosphate glucose pyrophosphatase NUDT14. The record is from RefSeq and is a predicted model, not a curated record. Gene Ontology annotation, molecular function: metal ion binding; UDP-sugar diphosphatase activity. Lineage: Eukaryota; Metazoa; Arthropoda; Insecta; Diptera; Drosophilidae. The transcript is spliced from 2 exons. Gene Ontology annotation, biological process: ribose phosphate metabolic process; nucleoside phosphate metabolic process. The coding region runs from base 15 to 725 and encodes 236 amino acids.
UUGCCAAAUUGAUAAUGUUCAAAUGUUGUGCCGCCCUGACUUUGAGUCGCUUUCGCUGCUCGAAUUUGAGAUUUUGUUGUGGCAAUCAGUUGAGGUUGAGUGACAUAACUAAAGUUUGGCUCACACCGCUGCCGAAGAACUCACAAUGGAUUAAACCAUACCGGAUGCACUACAUUGAAAAUGGACGCAGGAAGAGUCGAGAUAUUUUUAAAAUUCUGGAUAGUGUGUUGGUAAUCGUAUAUAAUGUUUCUCGAAAGAAGCUCAUUUAUGUGCGCCAAUUCAGACCGGCGGUGUAUCAUUCUAUAACAACGGGUAACAGCCUUCAAAUACAAAAGGGAGAAGUUGAUUUGGUCAAGUUUCCACCUGAAUUGGGCUUCACUUUGGAGCCGAUUGCUGGAGUGGUUGACAAAGAUAAAAGCUUGGCUGACAUUGCACGAGAAGAGGUGUGCGAGGAAUGUGGCUAUGAUGUUCCCACUGACUGCCUGGAGUUCGUCAUGAAUUUCAGAUCCGGCGUUGGCGCCUCGAGCAGCACAAUAACAAUGUUCUACUGUGAAGUUUGUGAUGCCCAAAAAGUGUCUGAAGGCGGGGGAAUUGAGAAUGAAGUCAUACAGGUUGUGGAUCUGUCAAUCAAUGAUGCUAGAGGCCUAGUCCAAACAGGCUCAACAAUCAAUUCUGGCUCAAGCACUGUGAUAGCUACACUUUGGUUUUUGUGCAAUAAAAUAUAAGUAUAAAUAUUUGAAU